Molecule: messenger RNA, 1392 nt
Organism: Pleurotus ostreatus (oyster mushroom)
Lineage: Eukaryota; Fungi; Basidiomycota; Agaricomycetes; Agaricales; Pleurotaceae
Exons: 3
Coding region: 1-1392 (463 amino acids)
Source: RefSeq, a predicted model, not a curated record
AUGUCCGACCGCGUCGACGCAACUCCUACGCGAAAACGUGCUAGAAUCGAAUCAAACAACGCCCUGCCGCCCCCCACGCCUCGUCGCGCCUACUUUACGGCGAUCCGUCGGGGUGGGGGCACUCGAGAUAUGUCAUGCACGGAAUGGAGUCGGGCCUGCGUAGAGCUGCUUGGCGAUAUAGUAGACGGUGCCAGAAGCACGCUCGGUUGGACCAAUGACGGCGAUGCAGUAGCAGAGGUCCUUAGCGUCGCUAAAGCACUCAAGAACACACUACGCGAGAUCGACAGCAUGGUGUCGGUUGACGAUGACAUCUUCAUGUCCCAACCUAGCGCGCCCGCCCCGGCCCAAGAUAAAGGUUUUGACGGAUUCAAAUCAGAGAUUAAGGAUCUCUUCCUCAGCCUGGAGGCUAAUCUCUCCUCGCGGAUUUCAAAUGUGGAAAGGCGGCUCGGAUCUGUCCCACUCCCUUCUUCCGUCCCCAACUCAACCAAUAUCACGCCCACCUCACGGCCACAAGCCCCCACCCCAUCGUCGUAUGCAUCAGCUGCUAAGUCAGCUCCUUCGAGUCAACCCAAGCCAGCCCAGCAACCUAAGGCCGUCGGCCUGGCCCCGGCUUCGAAGUCAAACACAAAGUUCGUUGUACGUUUCCGAGGUCGCCUACCCCCCGAAGCCGAACGCAAAUCCUCGCAUGUUUUAUUCCAUGCUCUCAACCACGCUUUUAGCAAUAAUGCUGCCGCUCGUAAUGACGGCUUAGAAAUUCUUGGUGCGGAAUGGAACCGCAGCGGUAACAUAAUUCUUACCUUCCCCUCCCACGUUAAUCCAAACACUGUAUAUAAUCAUAUUAAUCUGUUACAUCCCAUUGUAGAUCACGGCCUCGACGAGGUCAUAAUAUCGCACGACACGAAAUGGUCCAAGGCAGUUUGUUCGAGGGUACCCUCCGUAGGCUUUGAUGGCCAUUAUUGGGACUCCAAGGCCCUUGGUGUCCUCCUCAGGCGCAAUCCAAUCAUCAAGAGCCUCAAAAUAACCCAGGAGCCUCGCUUCGUGUCCAACCCAGCCGAAGGAUUGCCCCCAGUCGCGCCAGUUGUCUUCGCAUUUGAGGACCCGGAUGGAUCAAAACUUAAAGAACUAUUCAAGACCCCCAUCUUCAUGGAUGGGCGCCACACCCCGGUACGUCCUUGGAGAGAAAAGCCCAGGCUGACCCAAUGUGAUAGAUGUCAAGGCCUCGGCCAUACGGCAAAGCUAUGUGCCAAGCCGCAUGUGUGUGCUAAAUCUCAUGUAAAUGCACGCCUAAGUGUGCCAACUGUGAGGGUGAACACUGGGCCACAGAUGGCUGCUGCCCGGAAAAGCGCAAAUUCGUCCCUCGACUUGAACCAUGGUAUGGCCGCAUCGGAUUAG